Molecule: messenger RNA, 7369 nt
Organism: Monopterus albus (swamp eel)
Lineage: Eukaryota; Metazoa; Chordata; Actinopteri; Synbranchiformes; Synbranchidae
Product: synaptic vesicle glycoprotein 2B-like
Exons: 15
Coding region: 994-3036 (680 amino acids)
Biological process (GO): transmembrane transport; chemical synaptic transmission
Cellular component (GO): neuron projection; synaptic vesicle membrane
Molecular function (GO): transmembrane transporter activity
Source: RefSeq, a predicted model, not a curated record
AUUUUGUCUUUCUGGACCUGUUAUAAUCCACAAUGACUUCCUUAGUCUUGUUGGUGUUCAGGUCAAGAUUGUCAUCUGAACACCACCACUCACAAAUCUGUCACUCCUCAUCUACAGUAGCUGUCCCUCUCUCCCUGUAUCCUUUCAUCCAUCCACCCCCCUCCCACCAGACACCCAUAAGCCUCUUUCAGUCCCCCUCCACGCCCACUCCCGGCCCAUCCCCACUUCAGUCCCUGCUCCCCCCGCCAGUCGGCCAUAUGGCAUGUUCUUGCACGUACUGCGGUACAGAGGUGGACUGAACCAUUGUGCAUACGGUGGGUGGGUGCCAGCAGGGAAGAGUGCUGCAGAGAAAGAAGGAGGGAGAGGUGGAGAGAGGCAGUAUUAUCCCUUGCUGUGCUAAUCCCUCAGUCCUGUCUCUUUAUGUUGAUUCCCUUUGCAUAUUUGCUGGAGAAACUCCAGAUGAGAAUUUUGAGGCUAUGAAUGGUGUUGAAGGCAGAGUCGUGAGGUUUGGACACUAUCAAAUGGAUGUAAACUUCAGUUUGACUCUUCUGGACUGAAAGAUGAGAUCUGACCAGACUCUAAAGUCACUACCAGGGCCACCACAACAAUGAAAACCAGAAACUGACACAUACAUUUUACUACAUGAAGAAUUUCCACCUAGAAAUAAUUUCUAAUCAGAAUAUCUGAUCUUUUCUUGGAAAUCACAACUGAAUAAGCUGCACUGCACAGCAAAGUAUUUGAAUUUGCACCUCAUCAUUAUCACCACACACCAUUGUUCACUAACUAAAAUCCAGUCAGAGGAACACAGUCAUUGGAACCAAAAGCUAUGAGACUAGCAUCACUGGCAUUUUUAGCCAACUUAUUCUUGUGUAAAAGAUCUAAGUGUCAUUUUGUCUCAAUCACUUGCUUCUAAAAUUUAACACAAGACUGACAAGCCAGACAACAGCCUUCUACUAAAAUUAGCAAUCAGCCUAGCAGGCUUAGUAAGCCAAAAUGGCUGAUCAGGGGGUUGACAGCUAUGGGACCUAUGGAGAGGGUGGUGGCUAUAAUGGAUGUGGCUACCAAGCAGAUUACCCUCCCCAGGAAGAGGACGCAGCCAGUGAUGUGACUGAAGGACAUGAUGAAGAGGAUCAGAUGUAUGAAGGAGAAUAUCAAGGGAUACCACAUCCUGAUGAGGUGAAGGCUGCACAUAGAGCUGCACGAGCUAAAGCUCGAGCUGCUGGAAAUGCAGUUUCUGAACUAGAAGAAUUAUCUCAACAAUAUGAAGACAUCAUGGAGGACUGUGGCCACGGGAAGUUCCAGUGGACCCUUUUUGUGGUGCUGGGCUUGGCUCUCAUGGCUGACGGAGUUGAAUGUUUUGUGGUCGCAUUUGUUCUGCCAUCUGCAGAAAAGGAUCUGUGUCUGUCCAAUGCAGAGAAAGGGAUGCUAGGUCUAAUUGUCUUCCUGAGCAUGAUGGUGGGAGCGUUUGUGUGGGGCGGCCUAGCAGAUAAAGUCGGCCGUCGGCGUUGUCUGAUCGAGGCAUUAGCUAUUAACUGUGUUUUUGGCUUCCUGUCCUCGUUCGCUCAGGGCUAUGGCUUCUUCCUCUUCUUCAGACUGCUGUCUGGCAUUGGCAUUGGGGGUACAGUGCCGAUUGUGUACUCGUACUUCUCUGAGUUUCUUCAGAUGGACAAGAGAGGUGAGCAUCUGUCCUGGUUGUGUAUGUUUUGGAUGAUUGGUGCAAUCUACGCUUCGUUCACUGCCUGGUGCAUCAUACCAAGAUAUGGCUGGGGCUUCACUAUGGGCACAGAGUUCCAGUUCCACAGCUGGAGGGUAUUCGUCCUGGCUGCAGCUUGUCCUGCUAUCGCCUCCCUGGUUGGACUGACCUUCAUGCCUGAGAGCCCCCGCUUCCUCCUGGAGCAGAAUGCCAAGCAUGAUGAAGCGUGGAUGAUCCUGAAGCAGGUUCAUGACACCAACUGGAGGGCCAAAGGGCAGCCAGAGAAAGUUUUUACUGUGACUCACAUCAAGGCUCCUAAGACAGCAGAGGAUGAGUUUAUUGAGAUUCAGAGCCCUACAGGAACAGCUGUACAACGAUGGGCUGUACGCUCAUUAACACUCUGUAAACUGGUGUUGAGGAACAUGACAUCUCUUCUGUCUGCAGAGCUGAGGUUUGCCACACUUUUCAUGGCCAUCAUCUGGUUCUGCAUGGCUUUCAGCUACUAUGGUCUGUCUGUUUGGUUCCCUGACAUGAUCAAACACUUUCAGUUUGAGGAGUACGAAUCCAAAGUCAAGGUGUUCCAUAAAGAACGAGUGGAGAACUUCCAUUUUAACUUUUCUUUGGAGAACCAAAUCCAUAAAGAAGGGGAAUACAUCCAUGACAAGUUCAUCAGUAUAGAGAUGAAGUCAGUCAAGUUUGAGGACUCACUGUUUGAAGACUGUCGCUUUGAGGAUAUCAAGUCCACAGACACAGUGUUUGAGAACUGCACCAUCCACUCCACAGUCUUCUAUAACACAGACCUGUGGGAGGAGAGGUUCAUCAACUGUUGGAUGGAGAACACCACCUUUGUGCACAACAAACAUGGCUGCCACCUGGACACUGAGGAGGAGAAUGAUGUUCUCAUUUACCUGGUUAGCUUCCUGGGCAGUCUGGCAGUGUUGCCAGGCAACAUCAUCUCAGCCCUGUUCAUGGACAAAAUUGGCAGGAUGAAGAUCAUAGGUGGCUCCAUGCUCAUUUCAGCAGGCUGCAGCUUCUUCCUGUUUCUGGGUUUCAGCCAAUCGGCGAUCAUUGCCCUACAGUGUCUGUUCUGUGGUGUCAGUGUAGCUGCAUGGAAUGGCAUUGAGGUGGUGACCGUGGAGCUGUACCCUGCUUCAAAAAGGGCCACAGCGUUUGGUGUGUUGAAUGCUUUGUGUAAGCUGGCAGCAGUCCUCGGCAGCUCUAUCUUUGCCAGCUUUGUGGGCAUCACAGAAGUCAUCCCCAUCCUGCUGUCCUUCACUGCACUGGUGUGUGGCGGCCUGGUGGCCCUCAGAUUGCCUGACACACGAGAGAAAAUCCUCCUGUGAGGUUAUGUGAGAUCCAGGUGUGGUUGUUCCAUUAAAGAGGUGGUAUUAUGGCCCUUUUUGACCCAUUUAUAUGUGACAUUUUAUUCACCCAAAGUUGAUUAGCUUUCUCUAAAUCCAUCUUUAGAAACAGCCCAGAUUCCCAUCUGGCCCCUAGCUGGCUGUUUCAGAAGUCAUUAGCAUAAAAUGCACAUUAUUCAUAAGCACCUACUAUGAUUGGCUAGAGGUGAUGAUUCAUCAUCCCCAUCCCCCGAAUCAGAAUAGACUAAUGCUAGACCUCCUUCAGUUGCUGUCAUCCUUUACCUAGAAUAAUGGCUACAGCUGAAACCAUAGACACUAUAUGGAGAUACAGUAUGUGACCCAGAGUCUGAUCCUGAAUGGGGAGGAGAGGGACCUGCUACUGCAGAAUUAAUUGGAUGGAAGAUGUUGUGAUUGCUGCUGUAUUGGCGGAAUUAAUUUCACUACUUAUGAAAUGCUUGUGGUUGCACGCCGUGUGUUGCGUUUGGGAGAAAAAGACCGUUUGGCUGCUGGUACACCCCCCAACUGAGCAGCAGCCAGGGGCCUGAGACCUUGCCACCCAUGAUGUAUGGAGAACUUAUAGGGAGAGCUUACUGGGGUCUUCAGGACUACCACCGAGUGCAGGACAGGGUGGAGAGCUACCUGCAUGCCCGCUGGAUGACUGUGGCCAGCCCCAGUCGUACCGCUCAGAAGCCUGGGAACAUGAGCCUGCAGUACUUGUUGGUUUUUUUGGAAUAUCUUACUUGUUCUUCACUAACCUAAGGAAAUAAUUUGUUAUUUUACUACUCGUGGAACAUGAUUCACCUGAUGUGACAGGCUUCCUCUUGAACGACAAGAGCCUGUGUAGUGAGAUGCUGGUACACAGCGCCGUGGGGAGCAGUCAGGAGUCAGAGCCUGUGCUGCCUUUGAGACAUCAAACCCAGGGAGACGCUGCUGAACACUGAUGAAUUUAAUCCAGCUGCUGUGGAGGAUGUGGCAGCAAGUGUUUGGUUAAAAUCUCCUUGGUUGCUAACAAAGAAGCUGUUUAGAUUAAAUGUUGUUUGUGUGGAGAGAGAGAGAAGUCCAUCUAUGGAUGAGAAACACUAGUGUUUGUUCCCUAAAUAAUUCUGAAUUCAUCCAAAAUAUCAGGCUGAACUUCCUAAAAAUUAAACUAUGCUGGUGUGAAACAGCUGCGGUUCCCAAAAUAAGAUAUUUUUUUAUUGUGUCAGCCUAAUAUUUAAUUACAAAAAAGAGGAUUAAUUCUGUUACACACACACACACACACACACACACACACACACACAGCGACCACUGAAACAUAUGUGCUUAAAGUCACCAUACUGUGGAGACAAGGAGGGGAUGGGGCAGGUUAAAAAGAAUUAUUCCUUAAAUCUAACUAAACUAUUGAUGGUAAAGUAAAUCCCUGUGAAUUAAAAUCCUUACACCUGUCAGCCAGUGUCUAUGGCCUGCUGGUCAGUCCCCAUAAAACCCCUUUGAGGUGCCUUGUCUAGUCUGUGAGGGUGCUGGGGCUCUGACCUGUUGCUGUGAAGAGCCUAAUAUAAUCCUUUGAUGAUGAUAUGAAAACAUGAUGGCCAACUUGAUCCCAUGAAAAACCAGUUUUAGUGUUGCCAGAUGUGAUUUUAUGACUUGCAGGUGUGCGGUUGUAUAUUAAUGAUAUUGUCUGGAAAACAACGUGGAUGGCUCAGCUGUGUCAAGCUAGGUGUUCAAAGGGGGUGUGGUCAAAAGCCAUAAAUCAAUCUGGUUCACACCUAAGAUUGACAGGCGUUGACCUUUAUUACUGUCUGGUGCCAUUUGAAUGCUGCUCACUCUCGAGGCAGGAGAUUUAAAAAUUUUCACAACUUAAAAAGAGUGCAAUAAUAAUUUGACAACAACAUAAGACCGCCACCAUCACCCCGAUCCAUCUCAAGGUUUAUUUCUUUGUUUGUUUUCCAUCAUACCACCUCUUUAAUAAUGGCAGGAAGAGGAGUUGGCUUUAGGUGUACACAGGUUUCACUGUUCUAAAAUGAGACUGAUACCAAGUUUAUUUCUGCUCGAGAAAUGUGAUUUUUUGCUAAGGCAAUAAAUCUAUUAAGACCCCCUGAAUUCACUGACCACGUGAUGAGGAUGUGACUGAGGAUUAAGGAUUUCUGCGUGUGUCAAUCCUCCUUGAUGCUUAAAUCACACAAUCUGUCUUCUGCUGCUUGUUUUUCCACCAGUAGUUCUCUGCAUGAUGGGGAGUGAUGUCAGAUAUCGGCCACAUUUCUUUUGUGUCUGGCACAACACUGACACAGUGUUGUGUUUCUCAUGCGUUAUAGAAAAGAGGGGCUUUAACUAGUGUUAGUGUUUCUUUUUAGUGGGCCUAGCUGUGAUGUGGUUGACAUAGGACUGGAUGGCCAAAACGCAGCUUUGUCCCAUAAGCUAAUUAACCCCCUGAAAAGAAAAGAAAAGUUCUUUGCCUCCCUCAACUGGCACCCAUAGAAUUCACUGACAGUUCAGUAACUCAGAGGCAGUGGUGUUGUUAGAAGUGAAGCUACUUACUCAUGUCUUGAGGUGUGUCUCUCAUGCUGUAUGUUUUGGUUUUGCAUGAACAUCAUCACCUCUUCCUGUACAGGGACUUGACUUACACAGAUAAAAUCCAUCCGAGGUGAAAUGUGUAGAUGUACUUACCAUCUCUGACCUGGAGUUUUGGAGUAGGAUGUUUUUUUUUUGACAGUAACACAUAGAGAAGGCCCUGAUGAACAACAUUUGGUCUCUUGGACGUCUUAUUAUUGCUCUUUUUCUCUCAUGCUUGUUCUGGGCCUUAACAGAAUUGCACCACCUUGUGGACAAAACUGUGAAUCACAGCUGCUUUGGUCUUUACAGUGCAGUGGGACAACACACUGCUUUCACCAUGUUAAAAAGAUUAUGAAAAAGUUCAUGAAUUUAAAAUUACAAUAGUGUGAAUUUUUAUUUGAUGCUAUAAAUAAAGUCAUUACUUGCUGCAAGUGUAACUGCCAUUUAGCAUGCAGGCGACGCACACAAAAUGACCUAAAGCAAGUUAAAUGAAGGCAAAUUGGGGAAAACCAUAAUGAAAAACUUGUGGACUGAACAAUAAAUUGCCAGAUGAUAAGUGAUAAAGUCAGAAAGGGCAUGUAUUAAAGUAAAACUUUACUCCUGCAGGCUGUGUUUAAUUUAAAUUAACAAUCCAACAUCAGGCAAAAUUUACUCAGUCUCACUUACCAGCCCUCGAAGUACUCUAUUUUAACCCAAACCAUUAUCUUUUUUUUUUAAACUAAUCAAGGUUUCUGUGCUUAAACUUAAACAAACCUUUACUCCAAUAGUGUCACAUCAUUAAAGGGUUAGUCAUUUCAUUUUCAGCACUAUGUUUGAACCAUGUGUCUGUGGCAGAUGUCCUGACACCAUGGGAGUGUUAAAUCAGGAAACAUUCCUAUUUGCCAUAUCAGAGAGUAAAAGUUAAAGGGUUGUUUGGGUUUGAGAACUUGUUGGAAGCUACAGAUAUAGUAUGUCUGCACUGACAGUUGUCAGAUACUAAAACUCGGCAGAUAUUAGCUUCUACUGUUGGCAGGAAAUGUCUCUGUAGCUACAUCUGGAAGAGUUCAGUCAAUUAUUGGGUGUGGUGCCCCGACAUAAUAAAUGGCAAUUUCAACGCUAGUGAUUACCGACAGCUUGCAGGACCCUGCUGUGAAACCAGGUCACUCCACAAAUAACUAUUUCAAAUAGCUUCAUUAUCUAUUCACGUUGAUUUUCAUGGGUUCAUCUUUUGUCAGUGUGACAUACUUGUCUUCCUUUCUUUCUUUAUUGCACCACAGAGACUUUGCCAUUUCUCCCUAUCAGCACUCUCAUAAACAAAGCUCUAACCCGCUACAGGACAUUACCGGUGUAUGGAUGAUGGGUUUGUUGAUUUUUCUUGCACAGUUUGAUGGUGAAUAUGGAUUUUUUUUGCAGUGGAUUUUGUGCUGCCGCCGGUUGUUAAAUGACUGCAUGUUUGUCUAAUGUUUUCUUUUAGCAAAGUUUUAAUGUGUAUUUAACAUCAUGUGUAUGUUUAAAGCAGUCUGAGUCUUGAUUGUGUUUUCAUCAAAAACAAUAGACAGGAUUGGACUAGACUUGACUCUGUGUGAGGAGCUACAGAUAUGUUCACUGCCGUUUGUUUGAACUGAAGAUGUGUUGUUACGAACCUCCUCCCUCUGCUGCUGUUUGCUUUUCUUUGAUCAAACUUCAGCUGUGAAAUGUUUACUGUCUCACUGUUAGAUGAGAAAGUCCUUGAUAGACUUUAGCUUUGUCUGGCACUAUUCAUAGUUGUUUCUGUGACAUUUCAUUCAUCAGAGGAGGAGAGGAGGAG